This is a messenger RNA of Dissoconium aciculare CBS 342.82, 483 nucleotides long. Its product is annotated as ankyrin. The record is from RefSeq and is a predicted model, not a curated record. NCBI's taxonomy places the organism in Eukaryota, Fungi, Ascomycota, Dothideomycetes, Mycosphaerellales, Dissoconiaceae. The transcript has a single exon. Gene Ontology annotation, molecular function: protein binding. Bases 1 to 483 code for a protein of 160 amino acids.
AUGGGUCUACCGCAAAGGACAGAUCCGGAAGAAGCAUCGGAAGCCAGACAGCCUGAUAUCAAUCCAGGGCCUUCUUCUACUCGAGAUGCCUCCCAACUUCCUCCAGAAGCGCUGGCACUCGCCACCAAGCUCUUCGACUUCGCACGGCAAGGCAAAGCCGCCGAGCUAGAGCAAUACAUUUCCGCUGGAAUCCCCGUCAACCUCACCAACCACAAAGGCGACACCCUACUGAUGCUGGCUGCGUACCACGGAUACGCGGACACCGUGCGAAUGCUGCUCGACCGCGGGGCGGACCCGGAUGUCCUGAACGAUCGCGGGCAGAGCCCAGUCGCCGGUGCGGUGUUCAAGGGUCAUGAUGAGGUCGUGCGGAUCAUGGCGGAGAAAGGAGCGGAUUUGGCGGCGGGACAGCCGAAUGCUAUCGAUUCUGCGAGAAUGUUCAAUCGUACGGAGUACUUGAGAUUGUUUCAGGUGGAGGAUUCGUGA